AUGGCCCGGAGGAGCGUUGUUCUGUGGAUGCUGGGGGCCGUGCUGCUGUCCGGGUUGCUGUGCACCGAGACGGAUCCCAGUCGGGACCUGGCGGAUUCGGACCCACUCUCCUUCAGAAAGCACUCGGUUCUGAUCCGAAGGAAGAGGAGCUUGCUGUUUCCCAGCGGAGUGAAGCUCUGCUCCCAGGAGACGUUUGACCAGGUCGUCUCCAACCACCUCAACUUCUUCCACCUCAGAGUGUGCCAGGAGACCGUGUGGGAGGCCUUCAAGAUCUUCUGGGACCGACUCCCGGACCGGGACGAGUACCAGGACUGGGUCAACCGCUGCAUUGACGGAUCAGUCACCAUCAAGGACAUCGGCAGCUUCUUCAGCCAAUCAGAGGAGCAUCAGAGCCUCAUCAAGACCAGAGUCACCCUGGCUGCUGCCUUGAACAGUGCGCCCGUCUCUUCAGGCCCUCCUCCAUGCAGGUCGGCACCGCCUGUACAGACUGACCCACCGGCUGUUUGGACUCUACCAGGAGACAACAGUGUCAUCUUUGGAUCAGAAGCUAUUACAGUCCGUCAGCAGGAGCUUUCUCCAGUCACCUCUUGGACUCCAUCACUGUCUGCAACCGAAGCUCCGCUUAAAGAGGCUGCAGCGACUUCUCCUGAGGAUUUAACCACUGACUCUGCUGCUGGCGCCAUGCCAGAAGACUCUAAUGAUAUCCAGGAAACUGUACCGAUUAUUACUUCACAGAGUCCGACUGAGGUCUUCAGAAAUAUUCUAAAUAUUGGAGUCACUUCAGAAGAGACUGUAGAGAUGAUCACGGAUGUUUAUCACCCGGUUACACACCAGCCUGUUGACCAGGUGGGUCAGGAGAUCUGGACUGAUGUCGACAGAGCAGAAGAAGAACAGCUUCUUGAAAUUACUACUGAAGAGUUGAACAGUGUGUCUGUAAUAAUACCAGAGGAUGAGCAACCAUCAACACAGCUGGUUGCUCAUGAAAUCCUCACAGGACCUGUGGUUGUGGUUCUUCCAAAGCCCACCACGCCCCCUACUGUAGAAGCCUUCACUCCUAUUGUCACUCAUGUUGUGGUUGAAGACACAACUGGAACAACUGCUAGGAGUUUAGUUAGCCCCAUCCAGGAGGAAAUCCUGGAUAACGCUUUAAAUCCCAUCCCUGGUGUUACUUUGACUGAGACACCUAGAGAGGCUGUACAGGAAUCCAUUGUUGAAACUGCAGUUGUUGUGCCUGAAACUGAUGUUUCUUCUGGUUCUGAAGGUGAGGUGGAAACACCACAGGUAGAUGAUCCAUCAGAGGCAGCAGUAGAUGUUAGUCAAGAAGAGAUCAACAAAGAGACGACACCAACUGUGUUUCUCGUGGUAGAGUCUGAAGACGAGAUGGAAAUCAAUGAGAUUCCAGAACAAGAAUCAGACAUAGCCAUUACCUCUCAGGCCUCCAUCCCAAUGACUACCAGCAAGAUGGAUGAAGUAAAACAAACUGCUGAGAUGACAAUCAAACCUCUACUUAUUGUAGAAGGAGAAACUUUUCAAGAAAUCCUAACAAUACGGACAAUGACACCUGAGGAAACUACCAAAGAAACUGCUCUCGUUUCAACAUCAACGCCAGAGCAUGUGAUAGAGGUGGAAACAAAACAGGAAAGGACUGUUAUACUUACAGAAGAUAAUAUGGUGGAAGGAGAAACAGAGGCUGGUGCUAAAAAAGAAAGUUUUCAGACAGAAGAAACCACUAUCAAGGGAACAGAUUCAUCAGAAGAACAGCCAGACAAGAAGUUCAUUGAAGAGGAACCAGUAACGGAAGCUACAGGAGGUUCUGUUGAACCUAAAACAUCUGCAGAACCCAAAGAACAAGGCGGACAUGACAUUAUAGAAGAACCAGCACCCAAAGAAGAAACUGCACAUGAGCCAGAACCUGCAGGAGAACCUCCAGGAACUGUUUCAAGGGAACCAGAAAUGGUAGAAAAAACAGCAGACGAUGAAACAGAACCAGGAGAUGACACAGAACCUGCAGAAGACAGGAUGGUUGAGAGACCGGCACAUGACCUGUCACUCAAGUUAGAAACUCUUGAGAGAGCAGAACCUGCAACAGAGUUGACUUUCACAGGAGAAAUUACAGAACUACCCUCAGAACCAACAGAGCAGAAAGUAGUCAAAGAACAAAGAACAGACCUUACUGGAGAUCCAGUACCAGAACCAGAGGCCACAGGUGGACCAGUCCAAGAAAUAAGUUCCACGUUAGGGACAAAGCAAAAAGCAGAACUGACCACAAAACCACCAGGAGAGACAGAGCCAACUCCAGAAAUGGAAAUCACAGAAAGAGUGGAAGCAAAAGGAACAGAACACACAGUAGAACCAACACCAGAUAUGGUCAUAGAACCAAUAAAGGAAGCGGAAGAAAAAACAGAAGCUGCUGGAGAUCUAGAAAAGGAAUCUGAAGGAAUAAGUCCCUCUGAAGAAUCAACUCAAAAGCCAGAACCAACCACUAAGCCACAAGAACCCAAACUUGAAAUUGCUGAAGAAACUGUAACCAUAGAAAAAACAGUUAAACCAAAAUCCCCUGAACCAUCACAGGUUCCAGAAUUUACCAUGGAGCAUCCACGAGAAAUAGAUUCCAUCAUCAAUCAAGACAAAGAAGAAGACUCUACAAGACAAUUGGCAGAAGAGGAUCCAGAUGUAAAACUGAAACAAGAACCAGUGCAAGAACCUGAGUCAACACAGAAACCAGGCCAAGAACCCAAACAAAUUAAAGAAUCAGCGCAAGAAAGAGAACCAACCAUUGAUCCCACAGAAGAAUCAAUCAAAGAUGAAAGACCUCAACCUACAAGAGAUCCAGAAAAGACAACAGACUCCUCCACAGAGACAGCAAAAGGAGCAGAACCCACCAAAAAACCCGCUCCAGAAGCAGAGGCUGUGGAAGAACCAUCCAGAGCCUAUGAGAAACCAACACAAGGUUCUUUACCCACAGAAAAAUCAGCUCAAGAGGUUGAUCUCAUUAAAGAAACAACACAUGAAGCCAAAUUAACCAUUAUCCCAACUCAAGAUAUGGACCACACAGAGGAACCAACUAAAACAGAACCUACAAGAGAACCAGGCCCCAAAGUAGAAACUGCUGAAGAACUUCUACACAAAACAAACCUUGAACAAGGAGUCAAAGAAACUCCAGAAACCACUGAACAGCCAGCAUUAGUGCCAGAACCACCUGAUUUUAAAGAUACCUCCGAAGAGGCAGUAAAAGUACCACCAGCAAAACCUACUGGAGAAUCAACUAAAGAAUCAGAACCAGGUGAAGAUCCAAAACCAGGAGAGGAAGUCCCCAGGGAAUCUGUACCAGAAACAGAAGUCCCCAAAGAGACUGAGACAAUAGCAGAACCAACAAGACAACCAGGGCCAGGUGAACCUGUAGGAGAACCUUCUGGUAAAACGGAACCUACAGAAGGACUUGAAGAGACUGAACCUCAUUUAAGACCUGAUGAAGAUAAAGCUGGUGUUCUUACAACAUCUUCAGAUGCAGCAGGGGAACCGUUUAAUGUUGGAGACGACAGAACCUCAGAGACGUCAGAUAAAGUAGCCGACGGAACAACAGAUGUUCCAGAGGAGUUGUUAGUACCACAGGCCCCUGAAAGAGAAGUGACCCCUGUGAAACCAUCAAAGAAACUACUUCCCAUGUGA
Molecule: messenger RNA, 3669 nt
Organism: Gambusia affinis (western mosquitofish)
Lineage: Eukaryota; Metazoa; Chordata; Actinopteri; Cyprinodontiformes; Poeciliidae
Product: interphotoreceptor matrix proteoglycan 2-like
Exons: 8
Coding region: 1-3669 (1222 amino acids)
Biological process (GO): visual perception
Molecular function (GO): hyaluronic acid binding; heparin binding
Source: RefSeq, a predicted model, not a curated record